Molecule: messenger RNA, 3082 nt
Organism: Salvia splendens (bonfire salvia)
Lineage: Eukaryota; Viridiplantae; Streptophyta; Magnoliopsida; Lamiales; Lamiaceae
Product: non-functional NADPH-dependent codeinone reductase 2
Exons: 4
Coding region: 285-1349 (354 amino acids)
Molecular function (GO): oxidoreductase activity, acting on the CH-OH group of donors, NAD or NADP as acceptor
Source: RefSeq, a predicted model, not a curated record
ACCAAAAUAAAAAAAAAAAACGCAUUAUGUUAAGGACCAUUUUGGGACUUUAAUCCUGAUAAAUAUAGUCUUAGUGAAACGAGUGAAUGAGUUGUAGCAUGCUACACAGCCCGGAGGUGACAUUAAGGUCAUGGGUUCGAGCUCCAGCACUUCCUGAGAGGUUCGAGCAGAAUUAGUCCGGGAGCGGAUCACCUACUCCAAAAAUGGGUUGGGAAGUAUUUAGAAGUUUGAUCGACAAUUCGAUACCAUAGUUGAAAAACAUAUCCAUAAUAAAUCAAGCAUAGAUGAGAGACAUUUAUCCAAUGGCUUCAAUUUCCAUCCCUGAAAUCACCCUCAACUCUGGCACAGGCAAAAUCCCCGCCUUGGGAUUUGGCACCGCCGCCGAUCCGCCCGUUGAUUCACUCACCACCAAAACCGCCGUUUUGCAAGGCAUCGAGCUCGGUUACAGGCAUUUCGACACCGCCGCUCUCUACAACUCAGAGCAGCCACUAGGGGAAGCCAUAGCCGAAGCCGUGGACCGCCGCUUGAUCGGAUCCCGCCGCGACUUGUUCAUAACCUCUAAGCUAUGGUGCACCGACGCUCAUCCCCAACACGUCGUCUCAGCCCUCAACACAACCCUCAAGAAUCUUAAUACAGAUUACAUCGAUUUGUAUUUGAUUCAUUGGCCGGUGAGUGCUAAGGCUGGAAAAGUUGAAUACCCAAUCAAAGCAGAGGAUUUUGCUCCGAUGGAAUUUGGGGCGGUGUGGGCAGCCAUGGAAGAAUGCCAGAGAAUUGGACUCACCAGAGCAAUCGGAGUCAGCAAUUUUUCUUCCAAGAAGCUUCUAGAAAUCCUGGCCACCGCGAAAAUCCCCCCCGCUGUCAAUCAAGUAGAGGUGAAUCCAUGCUGGCAACAAAAGAAAUUGAUACAGUUCUGCAAGGAAAAGGGGAUACUUGUGGUUGCUUAUUCUCCUCUAGGGGCAUUUCGGACAUUUUACGGCACCAAUAGAGUAAUGGAAUCGGAAGUGCUAAAGCAGAUAGCCGAAGCCAAGGGGAAAACUGUUGCUCAGGUGAAUAUGAUUGAACAAAAUCCUUUGACGCCAAUCCCUGUUUUACCCUUGUUGGGAUUGUUGAAUUUGCAGGUGGCUUUGAGCUGGGCAUAUGAGCAAGGGAUUGGUGUGGUGGCGAAGAGUUUUAAGAGGGAGAGGAUGAAAGAGAAUACGGGCAUAUUUGAUUGGUCAUUGAGCAGUGAAGAAGCUGAUUUGAUUAGUCAAAUCCCACAAGAAAGAGCAUGUCUUGGAGUGGAUUACACCUCUAUCUAUGGCCCUUACAAGACCAUUCAACAACUUUGGGACGAAGAAGAUAUUUCAUAGCAAACGUAAACGACUUCUUAAUCUCCACAAAUUGAAUUAGGUACGGAGUUGCAGAUGUCUUGGAUUGGAGACUGAGAAAACAUUGCGCUGUGGGGUUUAUCUCAGUGAGUUCUAAGUUCCCUUCUCUGAAACAUAUUAAUGUUUAGUAAAUUGAUUUGCUUUAGUUGGUCUUCUUGCUACUUUUUUCAAUAUAGUUGUAAGUUAGGUGCUCCACUUGUUUAUAGAUGUCAAGCAUUUUGCCAAGGUGGAACCAUGACAUCUAUGAAUGUUGAAAAUUGUUGAACAAUUGUGAUAAUGAAAUAAUAUCUCUAAAGCUAAGAUUUAUUAAUCAGGAGGAAGUUUUCAAAUUUAUUUAUGUGCAUAUUAAACAUCCCAAGCUAACACUCUUUAAGACACUAUAUUUUUUAGCAAAAGAAAUUUGAGUCAUUAUAAGUAGCAUAAUUAUGUUACUAGAGACAAGUUGUACUAAAAUAGAGGCCAAAUGGAGUACAUGGAAGCAUGGCUUAUGGAGUAGCUAGUUUCUGCCAUAACUAUCACUAUAUUUGAAAGGAACCCUUGAUCUCCAUUGAUUAUUGGUAUUUUCUUUUGGUACGAGUUUUAUUUUCUGCUUCUUACUUCCUUUUGGUGUUUUGAAAGUUUUCUUAUGAAACUGUAUAGAGCAAUCAACCUCUUUUUGAAUGCUAGAUUAAAAGAGGGUCCUCAACUCAACUCCAACUCCUACUCUACCUCUUAAAUCUUGAUUUCCUAUCCAAGAAGCCUCAAGGGAAAAAAGCUUGUCAGUGUAAGUUGCAGAGACUAAAGAAAUUUAUCUUCAUUUUUAUUGACUAAUACAUUCUCUACCUUUUGGACUUUAUUUACUUUACUUUUACUUAUUUUAAUUUCUAAAUAUUGUGCUAUGAUAACAAUGAUGUGUGUAUAAGUGCCAAAAGAUGUAAUAAAACAAUUGCACAUGCAUUGGUUGUGUGAGUGUUGUAUCAAAUAUUGUUUGGUUUUGGAACUUAACAAGAGUAUCUUUUUAUCAUAUUAAAUAUUGUUACGACUUUGUAUUUUUUAUCUUGAAUAAUACUCGGUGUUUAUCUUGAGCGUGUGUAGUUGUGGAAGCAUUGAUUCAAACAUGUCUAAAUUUCCUAUGAUGACACGAAAAGAAUCCGAACGCGACUCCGCCCUAAUCCAGAGGUGAGUAAGGAGAAGAAUAUGGACGAGUACGGAACGACAACCAACAUCAUCUACAGAGAUGUACUUGAUAGUCACGAACAACGGAGAGGUCCCAACAACCUCAGGAGACAAAAGCACGUCCGUUUCAGACAAUGAUAGUUGUUCAAGGAGACAGGCAAGUUCCCAAUAUAAACACCACAGCCUCACCCCUCACAUCCACAUAAUUCACUGAGUUUCUUUCUUAAGCAGCUUCAGAUUAUUGGGUAAAUUCCCUUCUUUGUAUGGGAAGGACUAACGCUCUUUUGAUAAUGGGAUCAAGAUCAAAUCAAGAGUUUCAACCUUUCUACUUAUUGUGUAACUAAGCCAAAUCAUUGAUUCAUACUUUAGGAUGUGAGGAUAAAUAGAAUGACCAUAUGAAUUUGAAAUUUCACAAGAUUAUUAGUAGAUGAUUUCGGGAGUAGUGGAUAGAGCGAAUGAGUAACCCAUCUAACUUAAAUAUUGUAAUGUGUGCGUGUCAUAAAUUUUCCACUUAUAUGAUGUGUCUAACCAAUCCAUAUCUAGAUUUUGAUUGGGUGUCA